Molecule: messenger RNA, 1878 nt
Organism: Anopheles merus
Lineage: Eukaryota; Metazoa; Arthropoda; Insecta; Diptera; Culicidae
Product: ionotropic receptor 75a-like
Exons: 8
Coding region: 1-1878 (625 amino acids)
Source: RefSeq, a predicted model, not a curated record
AUGUUGACUAGGCUUACAGUAGGAGUGCAUCACCGCACUACUGACCGUUUGUUGGUGGAUUUUGUUACACUCAAACGCUGCCACCAUGCCAUCAUUUUCGAUUGCCACUCCUCUGCGUUCGAUCGUGCCCAAGUGCUAAAAGUUUCCCACAAUAGCAGCACGCUCGUUCGCUUUGUCGACAUAGCCGCAAACAGCACGCCAUCGAACGUAGUCCGAGCCUUGUUCACACCUCGCCAGCACGCCAAACUGUGCGCCGUGCUCGACUUUGCCUGCCCGGGAGCGCCGCAACUUCUGGAGGAAGUCUCCAAACAUCGCUACAUGAACAACACCGUCAGCUGGCUGCUACUAUCUCGCAACACAGCAGCCGACCGUGGCGAGCUGCUGCCGAGAGUGCUCUGGAACACGGCCGGCAUUCAGAUUAACUCGGAUCUUGUUACGGCCAUUGAAACUACCGACCAUCGAGGGGUGUUUAAUCUGUUCGAUAUCUACUCCAAGGGUCGCCAUCUUUGUAAAGAUAUCUUCCAAACGCUGCUGGGAACGUGGAGCGCUGACGGUGGCUUCCGCCUGACGCCCAACUACAGCCCGUACAAGAUUCGGCAAAACUUUAACUUCCUGCAGCUCCGGGGAGUUACCGUGAUCGAUCGAGAAAAUGUAACAUCGGACAAGGUCGAUCAGCUGUUAGGUGAACCGGGACUGACCAAGGGCAUCGUCGCGUUCGUUAAGUAUCAUUACGCGCUGCUGGUCGUGUUGCGAGAUUUUCACAACUUCACCAUCAAAUUUCGUCCAACGCGCGGCUGGGCCGGCCGCUUACGCUCCGGCUAUCGGCUGGGGCUGCUCGGUGUGGUGCAGCGCCACGAAACGGAUGUCGCCGCGACCGGUAUCAUCAUGCGGCUGAGCCGCCAGCCGGAACUGGACUCGAUCCACUACAGCUGGGCCUUCGAAACUGGUUUCAUCUACAAAAUCACACCGGACAUUGGGAGCAAAUCGGAAGGAAACGGUUUCGUUGCUCCAUUUUCGCUCCCGGUCUGGGUGGCGCUGCUCCUAACGCUCGCCCUGUCGGUGCUGGUGCUGCAGUAUCUUGCCCGGCUGUCCGCGGCCGAGCGAAACACGCGCGCUACGAUGGCGUACGUGCUGGACGUGAUGGCGUGCGUCGCCCAGCAAGGUGUGCCGAACGUUUCGCGCCUGGUACCGGCGCGCGUCGCCGUGAUCGUGCUGCUCGUCGCUAAUUUGGUGCUGUACAACUACUACACCUCCACGGUGGUCAGCGGGCUGCUCAGCUCGCAGAUGAUUGGCCCGGAAACGAUCGCGCAGGUGAUCGACAGCCCGCUGCAACUGUCCCUGACCGACACGGGCUAUCAUCGGAUACUGUUGCGGGAACAAACGCUACCGUACAGCACACGGAUGCACGAGCGCAAAGCGUUGCCGCCACGGUCACCCAACGAUCUGCCCCUGUUUACGGACGUCGAGCAUGCGGUACCGUAUCUGAGACGCGGCGGACACGUGCUGCACUGCGAGCUGACGGAGGUUUAUCCCGCGAUCGCCAAUCAGUUCACCGCCAACGAGAUAUGCGAGCUGCGAACGGUUGAAGGAUUGUACCGGUACGACAUACGAGUGAUGGCGUUCGUGCUGCCGAAACACAGCAUGUACAGCGAGCUCUUCAAGAUCACCUUGAUGCGGGCACAGGAAACGGGGAUCGUAAAGCGGAUUUAUAGGAUCCACAAAAUAGCGAAACCAAUCUGCCAAGGAAGUGCAACGGUCUACUCGGUGGAGCUGACGGAGGUUUCGCUAGCGUUUAUUAUAUUGGGAGGUUGUAAAAGACGCCAAAAGACGCGGUGGCUGGUGCAGGCCGUGGUCGCUCGCAUCAUGCCGGCUCGCUAA